CAUCUAUGGCUGAAUAAAUAAAAUAAACAACAAGCUGAAAUUAACCUGCUAAUUAACCUGCAAAUUAGCUUCAGAUAAACAAUGCCAUGGACCAAAAAUUUAAUGUAUCAACAUCAGAAUAUUUUAAAUGGAUACAAGCUAUUUAAUGUAUAAAAAAUAUUUCCACACAUUUAUUCUUAGAAUGUUAUCUACAUUCAUGGCACUCAUUCUCAUUUUUUGAAACACAUUUUGAAUUGAUCCUAAAUUUCUGUAAUUGUGCAUAUUGAGCUGUUUCUGAGUAUCUAUAGUGUUAAUGUUGUCAAUAGAUUUUUUUAAAUGCUAUUAUAUUUCUAAAUAGAGGACUACUUAUAGUCAAUAUGUUUAGCCUAAUAUGACUCUUUGUGUUUAAAUGUGCAUUAGUCCCAUCAAUAUGGCACGUAAAAUAAGCACCAUUGAAGAGAUCAAUGACACCAAAGAGACAUGGAAGAUUGCAGUGAGGGUUAUAUCACUUUGUUCUGUCCAGACUCCUUCGAAGUUCAUUGAAAUGGGAUAUAAGAUACAGGCGGUUGCAAGAAAUGCAGAGGUGCUAACCUGGAAGUCAAAGCUCAAAGAAAAUGAAACUUAUGUGAUGCAAAACUUCAAAGUACUGUGCAAUGAAGGACAGUUCAAGGCAUGUGAUCAUCCAUUCAAGCUCCAAUUUACAAGUUGUACAACACUAAAACAUCAAGAACUGCCUGAUAUACCCAAAGAUUACUAUAGCUUUAAAAAAUUCAGUGAGAUAUUAAGUGGUAAUCUCCGUACUAAUGUUUUAGUUGAUGUAAUUGCAGCUUUCCAUGAUAUUGUGCGUUCUGACAUUAGUACUCCUUUGAAAAAGGUAGCAUUUUGGAUGAAAGAUCUCAGUGGUGAAAUGAUCAUGUGUACUUUAUGGCAAGACUAUGCUUCAAAGUUCUUGGAGUUUCAUGAGAAUCAUAAAUCUGAGCUAAUUGUUAUCAUAUUAACACAAGCAAAAAUUAAAGAACCUGAAGGAAUAAAUCCCAUGUUCAUUCAAAACAGUAAGUUCGGAUCUAAAUUGCUCAUUAAUGAGGACAUUGUGGAUAUUCAGAAAUUCAAAGACACGUUCAUUGUGCUUAUUGGUGUUAUCACACUUAUGAUUAUGUAGUACACGUACUUCAUUUUUUUCUAUUUUCAUUGUUAAAUAUUUAAUCCAUGUUUGGAAUAAUGGCAGCUAUUGCUUAGUUCAAGCAAAAGAAAGACCCAGUCAGAGUCAAAGUCAACUUUCAAAUUCA
Cuscuta europaea is the source of this 1265-nucleotide messenger RNA. NCBI's taxonomy places the organism in Eukaryota, Viridiplantae, Streptophyta, Magnoliopsida, Solanales, Convolvulaceae. The record is from the annotation of a GenBank genome assembly.